AUGGAGAAUCUGUUGAAAAAGUACAAUGUGAAACAUAAGAUUGCCACUGCUUACCAUCCUCAAACCAGUGGUCAGGUGGAGGUUUCGAACAGGCAAAUCAAGCAGAUUCUCGAAAAGACUGUUAGUGCUUCGAGAAAAGAUUGGUCUAUGAAACUUGAGGACGCACUAUGGGCGUACAGAACAGCAUUCAAGACCCCCAUUGGUGAAUUACGGAUUCUUCAACUCCAUGAGCUAGAAGAAUUUCGUGAUCAAGCCUAUGAGAAUGCUAAGGUCUAUAAAGAGCAGACCCGGAAAUGGCAUGAUCAGAGAAUAAAACAGAAAGUAUUUUGGGAAGGCAAAUUAGUGCUUCUUUUCAACUCCAGGCUUAAACUCUUUCCUGGGAAAUUAAAACCCCGGUGGUCUGGUCCGUUUGUGGUACAAAAGGUAUUCCUUCAUGGUGCGGUAGAAGUUAAAAAUCCAAACAAUGGAAAUGUGUUCAAGGUAAAUGGACAACGGCUGAAGCCCUACUACACUGGAGUAGGAACGGGAGUGAUCGAUCAUUUGCGUCUCACCGGAUGA
This is a messenger RNA of Vicia villosa (hairy vetch), 558 nucleotides long. RefSeq lists its product as uncharacterized. The record is from RefSeq and is a predicted model, not a curated record. The transcript is spliced from 2 exons. Gene Ontology annotation, molecular function: nucleic acid binding. Gene Ontology annotation, biological process: DNA integration. Bases 1 to 558 code for a protein of 185 amino acids. NCBI's taxonomy places the organism in Eukaryota, Viridiplantae, Streptophyta, Magnoliopsida, Fabales, Fabaceae.